AUGUUGACUAGUCUACAGUUCUGUCCCGAUCCAAUUGACGAGGACAAGCGGAAGCUUCAAAAGGAAGAAGAUGAGCAAUAUGUUCAUGGGCGCAUUUUCUUCAUCGAGGAGGACCCCGGCAGGCAGAGCAUCUCGGGUAGUUUCAAACCCAUUGACGUGGGCGAAUGGAGCAAACAAGUUUACCUCGGACCCACCGAGAAGUUCUUUGCCGCCAUUGUUGCAAAUGACCUCACAGCGGUUGUCAAAAUGAUUGAAGAAGGCACCGAUGUGACCAAAAGAGAUCACGUAGGACAAAUGCCCUUGCAUGUCGCAAUCAUGGCCAAACACAAUGAGAUGGCUUGCUACUUGAUUGACAACGGUGCAAGGAUUACCUCUCGCUUAGCCAAUGGACGUACCACGUUACAUCUAGCUGCCAAGUUGGACCUAGUGAAUGUGGUGAAGAAAUUGCUUGAGAGGAGCUGGGUCAAUGCAGAGUUGUUGAAGAAGGAAGGUGAAGGUGUUAAGGACGGUGAUGUUAUCAUGAAGGAUCCAACAACUGAACGUCCUUCUUCUGAGGACGACUGGAGCUCGCAUGACAAUGGAGUGGUAUCUAUGAAUGAAGAUGCUGAAAAAGAUAUUGACGAAAAGACAGAUGAAGAAGAGAGUGUAGAUGAUAGCGACAGCGAUGAAGCCUCCAAGAAAGGCAACAACGAGCCAUCUCAGACUCCCGAUUCCGGUAAAUUUCUCGAUGAAAAGGAAGACGAACCGGAUGUCUUUGAUAUCAACGCUGCCGAUUGGGACUUUGCAUUCACUCCUCUCAACUAUGCCAUUCUUUUCGCCUCUAUGCCGGUCAUUGAUGCAUUGCUCGAUGAACCAGAUAUUGAACUCUCCAUUGGUACCAAAGCCAAGUACCACGGCGCUCCUACUAUUCACCCACUCACUCUCACUAUGUACCACGAGGACGAAAAUGAAGCCAUUUCUGUCAUCAAUUUCCCUUAUGUGAGCGGCUAUAGCUAUAUGACAGACGUCAUCUUCCUGGUCGUCUGCACUAUCUCGAAUGAAAAUUACGCAAUGCUUGCUGCAUUGGUGGCUUACGGAGCCAAGAUUGCUUUCGAUGCAGAGGAUGUGACGGAGGCACUGAACAUGAGCAAUCAGCAAAGCUACUUCCCUACUCCAGAAAAUCAAGUCGAUCUGGCCAUCCAGCCCAUCGAGGUGGCUCUGGCAACGCAUUCCGACGCCGUUCACCUACUCGUUUCAUUGGGUGCUACACUGGACAUCAGUACGAGGCAGGCUCUUCAGGCUCUCUGA
Molecule: messenger RNA, 1287 nt
Organism: Marasmius oreades (fairy-ring Marasmius)
Lineage: Eukaryota; Fungi; Basidiomycota; Agaricomycetes; Agaricales; Marasmiaceae
Exons: 3
Coding region: 1-1287 (428 amino acids)
Molecular function (GO): protein binding
Source: RefSeq, a predicted model, not a curated record